Messenger RNA from Bombyx mandarina (wild silkworm), 1771 nucleotides. RefSeq names its product Hexamethylene bisacetamide inducible (gene Hexim). Gene Ontology annotation, biological process: negative regulation of cyclin-dependent protein serine/threonine kinase activity; negative regulation of transcription by RNA polymerase II. Gene Ontology annotation, molecular function: 7SK snRNA binding; cyclin-dependent protein serine/threonine kinase inhibitor activity. Gene Ontology annotation, cellular component: cytoplasm; nucleus; nucleoplasm. The record is from RefSeq and is a predicted model, not a curated record. Lineage: Eukaryota; Metazoa; Arthropoda; Insecta; Lepidoptera; Bombycidae.
UGGUUCUAGCGGUCGAGAAAAGAGUACUUCGUGAUAAAAAAAAUUCAUACUGUUGGUUCAACUGAAGUUUUUGGUCAUAUAAAUCAGUGUACUAUUCGUAUUGAUUGUUCUUCUAUAAUUAACAGAAAAAAAGGUAUUAUUGAUCAAUUAUUGUUUCCUAAUGGACGCGGAUAAUCUUAUCAUAGAAGAUGGCGAACCGACGCAAUCACCAGUGGUCGGGGCGCCAUCCAUCGUUGAAAAACAGAAACCGGCUAGCGUUGACGGAAACGUCAAAAAGAAAAGGAGACGCGCGAAUACCAAACGUAAAGUUAUGACGCCUUUUGUAAAAGCUCCUUGGCGUGAUAGGAGGAGAAACGAAAAACCUAAAAGAAAUAAUCGCUUUCGUAAAAUUGUUUUGACGAAAACUCAUGCCCCGUUCAACAAUAAUCAAUUUUUGAUGGAAAUUCACAAACCUGAACCCGAAAAUGCGUUCAAUAUACUUCAGACGCCUUCAGCACGCACUCGUGAUUCCAGUUUUAGUGUAGAUUCAGAUGAUAACUAUUUUUAUGCUCUGCCUGAAGACGAAGAAGAAUAUUUGACAAAAGAAUUUUCAAGCGUGUAUGAGGAUGCGCAAUGUGAGCGUCUAUCAAAUAUGACAAAAAACGAACUUAUACAAGAAUAUCUUCUGUUAGAGGCAAAGUUUGAAAACCUUGUAAAAAGGACUGAGCGCUCGAAGAUGAAACGAAUGGAGGAAGAUAAAGACAAUAGCACUGACAGAGAUGCGUCGAUUGCAGAUAAAGAUAGUAUGGUGACUGACAGAGAUACAUCUGAGACUUCUGUUGAAACAUUUACCGCAGAGGAUCCGCCUUCAAACGAAAUCUGGCAACGCCUUAAAGACCAAGAAGAUCAAAUAAGAGAGUUGCAAAUCUCAAAUGAAAAGCUUUUAUUGGAAAAUGAACAUUUAAGACAAAGGCAACAUAACUCUAGUGAGGAUUCUGAAAGUGACAGUUCAUCUACAAGUGAUAGUAAUAGUUCAAGUGGAAGUGAAAAAGUUGUGGAUGAACCAGUGGUCCAAAAUGAACCUGUCAAUGAUAUCGCUCAACCAAAUGGAUGCCAAGAAUUUGAAAUCCUAGAAAAUCCAAUUCCCCUUGUGAAUGGGUUCCAUACUAAGGAUUAGUUUCCACACAUUUGUGUGAGUGUGUGUGUGUUAAAAAUGUAAAUAUUAAGUGUUUAAACUCUUUAUGUUAUAAGCAUAUGUUAUUCAUUUCUUUAUAACUUGAUUGAAAUUUUAAUUGUGUUAUUUUAUGCUUAAAAUUUGUACUAAUUUUGCAUUUAAUUAUAUUUUCAAAUCAUAAAAGUGCACAAUUAACACUGGAAAUGUAAACCUUAAAUUCCAAGACAGAUUAGUUUCACACAAGUCUGCAAUAACUCUGUAGAUGUUUGUAUUUUAAUUAUUUGAUCUCACUUUUAUGUGAUUGUAGGGAUUGUGAAUGUAAUUUAUAUUGAGAAAAAUAAGUAAAUAUAUGGCAUUGAGAGAAUUGGAACACAAAUUAAUCCAAGUAAAGAAACACAAUGCAUUAGGAAAAAUGUAUUUGAGAAACUUAAACAUAAAAGGCUUUCUAUUUCUGCCUGUAGUAUUAUUUGAAACUUAAUUUUAAUUGAAUAUUAGGACUAAUUCUUACUCUGCCAAUCCAUCCUACAGUUUCGAGAUGUAAGGCAGUCAGAUGUGUGAAUCAAGCUAAAUGAUCUAAAACAUGGAUUCAUGUUAUACUUAUAAACUUGCUUAAUGGGG